AUGGAUGCCGAGAUGGAUUUCAUGAAAUCUAAUACAAUGUGGGAACUUGUAAACUUACCGGUAGGGAUUAAACCCAUAGGGUGUAAGUGGAUCUACAAGAAGAAGAGAAAUGCGGAAGGAAAAGUGGAAACACAUAAAGCUAGACUUGUAGGGAAAGACUACACACAGAAAGAAGGCAUCGAUUACGAUGAGACCUUCUCUCCGGCAGCUAUGCUACAGUCUAUCUGCAUUCUCUUAUCCAUUUUCAUUGCUCUUGAUUAUGAGAUCUGGCAAAUGAAUGUCAAGACAACAUUCUUGAAUGGCUAUCUUGAUGAGACCAUUUAUAUAGUUUCACCCACCGACUAUGUUGUUAAAGGAAAGAAGGAGAAAAUUUUGAAGAAAUUCUGCAAGGAGAACUUCAAAUCUGCCAGCACUCCAAUUGCACUAGGAGAAAAGCUCACCAGUAAAGGAGAUUCUGAAAGGGUCAAUGAAAAUAACUUUAGAAGCCUCAUUGGAUGUUUGCUCUACUUGACAACCAGGAGGUCUGAUAUCAUGUUUGCAGUAAGUCUCUUAUCUAGAUUUAUGCAUUGCUGCAAUGUGACACAUUUCAAGACAACAAAAAAGGUUCUAAGGUAUAUCAAAGGAACUCUGAGCUAUGGAAUCAAGUUUGUGAAGACUGAAAAGCUGAAACUUGUUGGCUACAUUGAUAGUGAUUGGGCAAGAACAAUUGAAGACAUAAAGAACACCUUAAGCUACUUUUUUACAUUAGACUCAACUGUGUUUGUUGGAGCUCGAAGAAGCAAGAAUCAAUGGCACAUUCAACAGCUGAAGCUAAGUGACGGCGCAAGUGGGGGGGCCGACAUGACGUUGGCGGCAGCGGCAUGA
This is a messenger RNA of Gossypium raimondii (Peruvian cotton), 864 nucleotides long. RefSeq lists its product as uncharacterized. The record is from RefSeq and is a predicted model, not a curated record. Bases 1 to 864 code for a protein of 287 amino acids. Lineage: Eukaryota; Viridiplantae; Streptophyta; Magnoliopsida; Malvales; Malvaceae. The transcript has 3 exons.